AUGGAUUGUCGGCCUGUUAGUUCGCGCGGGCAGCCAACAGAUUCAAAGCGUAUCAAACGGGCUGAUGAUUCUAGUUCUUCUAAUCGAACCUUAUGUGGUGUCGUUCCUGUAUCCAGCAAUACCACUACUGUAUCACCUGAUUCAGACGAAACUACAGAAGCAGAUGGCGAAAUCCUCCCGCAUUCCAUUAAAUUCAGGUCUAUACAAGAGGACCCUAAUGCUAGUGUUGUCUAUAAGUCUUUGUUUACUACUUCUGAGCAGGCGAAAAACCACCCUAAAGGACACUGGGUCACCUAUACGCCCCUUUAUUUCUAA
This is a messenger RNA of Protopolystoma xenopodis, 315 nucleotides long. The record is from the annotation of a GenBank genome assembly. Lineage: Eukaryota; Metazoa; Platyhelminthes; Monogenea; Polystomatidea; Polystomatidae.